Molecule: messenger RNA, 772 nt
Organism: Symbiodinium sp. CCMP2456
Lineage: Eukaryota; Dinophyceae; Suessiales; Symbiodiniaceae
Source: the annotation of a GenBank genome assembly
GUUUCGACCGAACCUGGAUGACCUCCCAGACGUGCCACCCCCUCCUGGCUUUUCGCUGCGGCAGGGCCCGGAUCCGGCUGCGUGGGUAGCGAUCCAGAAGGCAGCUGAGCCCUUCUUGGACAUUAGCUUGGAGGGAUCCCAGGAGGGCGCUUGGCAGCACGAGUUCCUUCCCGGCGAGGGAAAUUUGCCUGCUCGAGGAGAGGAUGGAGACCCGAUGUCCCUGCAAGAUGCCCUGCGAUAUCAGUUCUUCCUCGUAGAAGAUGCCACGGAAAGAGCCGUGGGCACUGCCACGGCGUGGCAGACGAAGCACCAUGCAGCAUACUCCGACAUGCUGACGAAGAGCAGCUAUUGGGCUGCCUUGUUGGAAUCUCCGGACUCGACGGUCCGACGUAUAGAUCUCGGCCGGGAUGGGCUGGUCCACUGGGUCGCCAUCGACCCAGAGUUUCAAGGACGGGGCCUCUCCAAGUCGCUGCUGGCGGCGGUGCUGCGCAGCCUGGGCCCUGCCGGCCUGAAGUGCGCUACCGCUACCCUCGGAACGAGCAGCGGCCGGCCGCAAGCAAUCCCUCUGUACCUCUCCUUUGGCUUCGAGCCCAUGGUAUUUGGGGCUGAGGACUGGGGCGCAUGGAAAGACUUGUACCGUGCCGCCAUGGCAAGGAUGGCGAUGGACGAGGAUCACAGUGCCGACGAGCGCAGGCGUCGCGGCGAUCGCGUGCUUGCCGAGAGGCUGGCACCGGUCGCCGGUGUGGAUUUGAAGAGCAUACUGGGCCUUUAG